Molecule: messenger RNA, 1317 nt
Organism: Chaetomium globosum CBS 148.51
Lineage: Eukaryota; Fungi; Ascomycota; Sordariomycetes; Sordariales; Chaetomiaceae
Exons: 7
Coding region: 1-1317 (438 amino acids)
Molecular function (GO): CoA-ligase activity
Source: RefSeq, a predicted model, not a curated record
AUGGGUAGUGUAUAUACUAAUCUUGGACAGACCCGCCCGACUCGGUCAUCCAUCGGGGAGUUCAUGAGGAACGAGAUCUACGGCCGUUGUCCUAUCUCCAAGAGCCGGAAUCCCUUCACCUGUGGCCUUACCGGCAAGACAUACACUGUUACCGAAUCACACAAGCGCUCCGAUCUCAUUGCCAAGUCAUUGGCCAAGGUCAUGGGCUGGGAGCCCAAUGCCGACUCUCCUUGGGACAAAGUGGUCGCAGUGUUCUCUUUCAAUACCAUCGACUACCUUUCCGUGCUGAAUGCCGUGCACCGCUUGUCCGGUGUCGCUACACCCGCCAAUGUCGCAUACUCGGCAGAGGAGCUAGAGCACCAUCUCAGGUCUUCUGGUGCUAAAGCAUUGUUUACCUGCGUGCCCGUGUUAGAGACAGCGCUCAUGGCUGCCAAGGCAUUGGGGAUACCUAAGGACAAGAUCUUCUUCAUUAAAGCUGUCAUGAUCUCACACCAGAAUGUCAUUGCCAACACGAUGCAGUACUGCAUCUUCGAAAACGUCUCACGAAAGAGCGAGGGCAUCGAGACUCAGCUAACUGUCCAGGUUCCCCCAAUUGUCGUGCGCAUGCUGAGCAGCAAAGACAUGCUCAAAAAGUACGACCUCAGCAGCGUCAGAUUGGUCUUUACAGGAGCAGCGCCGCUCGGAAAGGAGACUUCCGACGAACUCAUCCGUCUCUAUCCAAAGUGGCGCGUCGGCCAGGGUUACGUCGUCGACCGUGGUGUGCUCGACGAGCGAGCACGAUAUCUGCCCUGGGAACCCUCCGGCUCUCUGAUGCCUGGGGCACGGGCGAAGGUGGUCGACCCCGACGGCAAGGAGAUCCACGAAUACGGCAAGCCCGGCGAGCUGCUCGUGCAGUCGCCGUCCGUCACGCUGGGCUACCUGAACAACGAAAAGGCGACAGCCGAAGCCUUUAUCUGGGACGAGGAAGGCUCGGUGGCUGAAGACGGGCGACGAGUCGCCCCCGCCGAGCUCGAAGCGCACCUCCUCGCCCACCCCGCCGUAGACGACUGCGCCGUGAUCUCGGUCCCCGACGCGCGGGACGGCGAGGCGCCCAAGGCGUUUGUGGUGACGCCCGCAUCCAUGGCGUCGCGCAGCGACGAGGAGAUGGCGGCCGAGAUCAUCAAGCACGUACAGGACUACAAGGCGCACUACAAGUGGCUCAAGGGCGGCAUCGAGUUUAUUGAUGCCAUCCCCAAAAGCCCGAGCGGCAAGAUUUUGAGGAGGUUGUUGAGGGAUCGGGAGAAGGAGGCGAGGAGGGCGAAUGGGGCGAAGUUGUGA